Messenger RNA from Pseudoliparis swirei, 2252 nucleotides. Its product is annotated as zinc finger protein 271-like. The transcript has 2 exons. The record is from RefSeq and is a predicted model, not a curated record. Gene Ontology annotation, molecular function: DNA-binding transcription factor activity, RNA polymerase II-specific; RNA polymerase II transcription regulatory region sequence-specific DNA binding. Gene Ontology annotation, cellular component: nucleus. Bases 43 to 2133 code for a protein of 696 amino acids. Gene Ontology annotation, biological process: regulation of transcription by RNA polymerase II. Lineage: Eukaryota; Metazoa; Chordata; Actinopteri; Perciformes; Liparidae.
GAACAUGAGCUACACACAUCAGACGUCCAGCGGCAGUUGGUGAUGAAACAAGAGGUUCCCCCUGAACAGCAGGACUGGAGCUCCAGUCUGGACCAGGAAGACUCAGAGCCUCCAGAACCUCCACAUAUUAAAGAGGACCAGGAGGACCCAGAGCCUCCACACAUUAAAGAGGACCAGGAGAACCCAGAGCCUCCACACAUUAAAGAGGAGCAGGAGGAGCAGGAAGACCCAGAGCCUCCACACAUUAAAGAGGACCAGGAGGACCCAGAGCCUCCACACAUUAAAGAGGAGCAGGAGGACCAGGAGCCUCCACACAUUAAAGAGGAGCAGGAUGAACUCAGGAUCAGUCAGGAGGGAGAGCAGCUUCAAAAGCUGGAGGAGGCUGGAAUCAAGUUCUCAUUCACCCCUGUAAAGAGUCAAUAUGAUGAUGAGGAAGCUCAGCUCUCAAAGUCCAUAAAAACUGACAAAAGAGAGGCAGAACAUUUGAAAACAGAAGCAGACGGAGAGGAAGUCAGAUCCAAAUCAGAUGCAGAUAGUCCUUUACAACAAACUGCUGAUGAGACGUCACAAUCCUCUGAAUGUGAGACUGAUAACAGUGACAAUUGGAAGGAGACUCGGGAACCUCAGUCACGUUUAAACCCUUUGGAAAACAAUGAAGUCCCUGUAGGUGACAUGGACUGUGGUACUGGAAACGCAUCAAUUAGCUCUUCUCAAUAUGCUGGAAGCUUUGGCCAAAAGAGACAUCCGAAGAGACACUCUGGAGCCACAACAGGAGUGACCAGUUCUUCAGUUUGUGGUAAAACAUUCAGACAACUGCAACCUCUGAAACAACACUCAACUGUUCAUACGAGAGAGAAACUAUUCAGUUGUUCAGUUUGUGGUAAAACAUUCAGCCGAGCACGCAAUCUGAAACUACACUCAACUGUUCAUACUGGAGAGAAACUAUUCAGUUGUUCAUUUUGUGUUCAAACAUUCAGCCGGGCACGCUAUCUGAAACAACACUCAACUGUCCACACAGGGGAGAAACUAUUCAGUUGUUCAGUUUGUGGUAAAACAUUCAGACAAGCACUUAAUCUAAGACGACACUCAACUGUUCAUACAGGAAAGAAACUAUUCAGUUGUUCAGUUUGUGGUAAAACAUUCAGACAACUGCAACCUAUGAAACGACACUCAACUGUUCAUACAAGAAAGAAACUAUUCAGUUGUUCAGUUUGUGGUAAAACAUUCAGACAACUGCAACCUCUGAAACUACAUUCAACUGUUCAUACAGAAGAGAAACUAUUCAGUUGUUCAGUUUGUGGUAAAACAUUCAGCCGGGCAGUCUAUCUGAAACUACACUCAACUGUUCAUACAGGAGAGAAACUAUACAGUUGUUCAGUUUGUGGUAAAACAUUCAGCCGGGCAGGCUAUCUGAAACUACACUCAACUGUUCAUACAGGAGAUAAACUAUUCAGUUGUUCAGUUUGUGAUCAAACAUUCAGCCGGGCAGGCUAUCUGAAACUACACUCAACUGUUCAUACAGGAGAGAAACUAUUCAGUUGUUCAGUUUGUGGUAAAACAUUCAGCCAAGCAGGCAGUCUAAAACGACACUCAACUGUUCAUACAGGAGGAGAGAAACUAUUCAGUUGUUCAGUUUGUGGUAAAACAUUUAGACAAGAAGGCAAUCUAAAACGACACUCAGCUGUUCAUACUGGAGAGGAACUGUUCAGUUGUUCAGUUUGUGGUAAAACAUUCAGACAAGCAUGCAAUCUAAAACGACACUCAGCUGUUCAUACUGGAGAGGAACUGUUCAGUUGUUCAGUUUGUGGUAAAACAUUUAGACAAGCAGGCAAUCUAAAACGACACUCAGCUGUUCAUACUGGAGAGGAACUGUUCAGUUGUUCAGUUUGUGGUAAAACAUUCAGACAAGCAGGCGAAGUAAAACGACACUCAACUGUUCAUACAGGUGAGAAACUAUUCAGUUGUUCAGUUUGUGGUAAAACAUUCAGAAAAGCAUGCAAUCUGAAACAACACUCAACUGUUCAUACAGGAGAGAAACUAUUCAGUUGUUCAGUUUGUGGUAAAACAUUCAGACAAGCAGGCCAUCUGAAACAACACUCAAUUGUUCAUACAAGAGACAGGGCUCCAGACUAACUUUUUUAACUCGGAGCACAGUGGCCCCUAACUUAAAAUGUUAGGGGCGCAAGCAGAAAAUGUAGGGGCGCACACAGGGUUUUUCCUGGGUCAAAAUGGGUCUUGUGUGCUCCCCAAAA